Glycine soja is the source of this 667-nucleotide messenger RNA. RefSeq names its product probable E3 ubiquitin-protein ligase RZFP34. NCBI's taxonomy places the organism in Eukaryota, Viridiplantae, Streptophyta, Magnoliopsida, Fabales, Fabaceae. Bases 1 to 564 code for a protein of 187 amino acids. Gene Ontology annotation, molecular function: ubiquitin protein ligase activity. Gene Ontology annotation, cellular component: nucleus. Gene Ontology annotation, biological process: ubiquitin-dependent protein catabolic process; protein ubiquitination. The transcript is spliced from 6 exons. The record is from RefSeq and is a predicted model, not a curated record.
AUGUUUAUUGGAAGGUUGAGGCUGCUUCUCUGUAGCAUAUUCGAGGCUGUUAUCUGGCAGGUGGUGAUUAUUGAAGGAGGGGAUAUUCAUGUGGUUGCCAGGCAUGCCGCAAAUUCAGUUAUGGUGUCUUCUGGUGUAGGGUACACAGGUGAUAAAUCGUUAGAUGUCACAACUGGAGGAUGUGAAAAUUUCUUCCACUGCCACACAUGUGGUUGUUGCUACUCAACUCAGCUGAAAAACAGUCACCCUUGCGUGGAAGGAGCAAUACAUCACGAUUGCCCCAUUUGUUUUGAGUAUUUGUUUGAAUCUGUAAAUGAUGUCACUGUUUUGCUCUGUGGACAUACAAUACAUAAGAGCUGCUUGAAGGAAAUGAGGGAACAUUUCCAGUAUGCAUGCCCUCUCUGCUUAAAGUCAGUUUGUGAUAUGUCAAAGGUUUGGGAGAAAUUUGACUUGGAGAUUGCUGCUACACCAAUUCCAGAACCGUAUCAAAACAAAAUGGUCAGCAUCCUUUGUUUUUCCUUUCUAUAUGAUGAUGUUGGAUAUUGUAGGUCAUCAUCAUGUUAACCAUGCAACAACUAAAAUAUAUAUUCCUUGAUUUUGUUGGUUAAACUGUUGAGAUAACAUAAUAUACAAUAAGCAGUCAUUGUUUGAUGAUUGUUCAUCUUCU